Messenger RNA from Phlebotomus argentipes, 3387 nucleotides. RefSeq names its product probable phosphorylase b kinase regulatory subunit beta. Gene Ontology annotation, molecular function: calmodulin binding. The coding region runs from base 72 to 3284 and encodes 1070 amino acids. The transcript has 10 exons. Gene Ontology annotation, cellular component: phosphorylase kinase complex. The record is from RefSeq and is a predicted model, not a curated record. Gene Ontology annotation, biological process: glycogen metabolic process. NCBI's taxonomy places the organism in Eukaryota, Metazoa, Arthropoda, Insecta, Diptera, Psychodidae.
GUAAAUACGUAUCGGAAGAAAGUUGGUUUUCCUGCUUUUCUCAUUUUCAAGGUGUUUUCCUGGCCUGCGGAAUGCGGGACGCUCUGAAGCAGAAUGCCACCGAAAAACCAAAUCCCAUCCGGAUGGGUAGUAUUGACGACAUCAAUCUGGAUCAGUUCCUGAAAAUCACCAAUUAUGAGGACACCGUGAAGCAGCUGGACAUAUACUAUGGCAUUGUCAAAAGACAACUGUUGCAGUUCCAGAGCCCAAUUACUGGCCUCUUUCCGGUCCUUUCGACUGACACGGAAGUGGGCAGUAUCAGGGACAGUGUGUACUGUGCAGCUGCCAUUUGGAGUCUCUAUCAGGCCUACAAGAGGAUCGAUGACGAUCGAGGAAAGUCCUAUGAACUCGGCCAGUCCACAGUGAAGUGCAUGCGAGGGAUUCUGGAGUGCUGGAUCAAGCAAUCGCGUCGAGUGGAGUUUUUCAAGUCUCGCCAGUGCAGUCUGCAUGCACUGCACUGCAAGUUCCACCUGUACACAGGAGAGCAAGUGCUUCCGGAUGACAACUACAACCACCUGCAAAUCGAUGUGGUGUCAGUCUAUCUGAUAUUCCUCGUGCAGAUGAUCACGUCUGGCCUGCAGAUUGUUUACACGCAGGACGAAGUGGCGUUUGUGCAGAACCUGGUGUACUACGUGGAGCGCGCCUAUCGAACGCCAGACUUUGGAAUCUGGGAACGUGGCUCGAAGUACAACGAUGGAACUCCUGAGAUUCACGCCUCGUCGAUUGGAUUCGCCAAGUCAGCUCUUGAGGCCAUCAAUGGGUGUAAUUUGUUCGGUGAGAAGGGCGCUUCGUGGAGCGUCGUGUACGUAGACAUCGAUGCACACAAUAGGAAUCGCAGCAUCUUCGAGACGAUGCUGCCAAGAGAGUCCAGCUCCAAAGGUGUGGACGCCUCACUUAUUCCUACGCUCUCUUUCCCGGCGUUUGCAUCCCACGAGGAGCGCCUUGUGGACAUGACGAAGAAGAACGUGGUGUCACGCCUGAGAGGCAUGAGAGGCUUCAAGAGGUUCAGCCGCGAUGGGUACUUGAGCAAGAUCGAGGACAAAUCCAGGAGAUUCUACAAUCGGGGCGAAAUAAAGGACUUCGAGGGAUACGAAUGCGAGUGGCCGAUCUUCCACAUUUACAUGAUCAUUGAUGGCGUGUUCAAGAACAAUGCCGCUCAGAUAGAGGAGUUCCAGAACGAGCUGAGGAGUUGUCUCUACAAGGACUUGAACGGAGAUCCCGUGGUCUCAAUGUACUUCCAACCUGAUGGCGAGGGAGGCUACACGCGCGCCAAUCCCAACUCCCUUUUCCUCUGGGGCCAAUCUAUGUUUAUCAUAUCGCAACUCCUGACUGCUGGGCUUUUGCACAUCAACGAACUCGAUCCGAUCCGACGAUACCUCCCCAGCUACAACAGACCACGCAAAGGCGGCAGGUAUUCGGCUUUCCAGGCAAAGCCGGGAAUAGGCACUGCAACGGAUCUCGUGGUGCAAAUUGUACUUAUUGCCGAAUCUAUGAGACUGCAGGCAAUGAUGGCCACUUAUGGGAUUCAGACGCAGACGCCGCAUGAGGUGGAGCCCGUGCAGAUAUGGUCAUCGACUAAGUUAAUUCAGGUGUACCAACAGCUGGGGGUGAACGAGAAAAUAGGACUCACUGGGCGGCCGCCGAGACCCAUAGGAUCUCUAGGAACUUCCAAAGUGUACAGAAUUUGCGGAAUGACGGUUCUCUGCUAUCCACUAAUCUUUGAAGUGUCGGACUUUUAUCUGUAUCGCGACAUGGCUCUCCUUAUCGAUGACAUCAAGACGGAGUUGCAAUUUGUGGGGAAGUACUGGAGGCUUUCGGGGAGACCAACGGUGUGCCUGCUAAUUCGCGAGGAACACAUGCGAGAUCCGCAAUUCAAAGAGAUGCUGGACUUGCUGGCAAUGCUGAAGAAGGGCUACUGCGAUGGGAUGAAAGUGCGAAUUGGACGCUUGCAGAAUCUGAUUUCGAGUUCCUGCAUUGAGCACCUGGACUUUAUGUCACAAUCCGAAUUGCCAGAGAGUUGCGAGGCCUUCAGUCAAGUGACCCACGAGUACAUUGGCUACCAGAGUCUCACGGACAUCCCGAAAGCGCUCACGUACGUGGACGAGAAGAUGUCCAUGAAGGAGUACAAUCAUCGGCCGAACGAGGAUGUCAUUGAGGCUAUUAGGAGAACAUCAUCACUCUUCGGCCUGGUGCAGCUGCUGGAGAUCCUGAUGAAGCGCCAGGGCAUGGAUUACGAGAUUGGCGACAAGACUCUGUAUCAGUGCAUUACAGACCUGUACUAUCGCGCCGGAUCCUUGAGAUAUUGGCGCGUGGUGAGGUACUGUAGUUCUCUGUUGCAUCACAUCGUGGACUCCAUCUCGCCCUUCAUCACCACAGUGCUGGUGAACGGGAAGCAACUCACAGUGGGCAUCAUUGGGCAGAAGGAGACGGUGUUCGAUAAGCCAAUGACUCCGGCUGAGAUACAGAAUGUCAUGUAUUCCUCUGUCCAGCCACUGAACGUCAUCCAUGCGGUGCUUCAGCAGGAAGUUGUGCUCUACUGCGGUCGUCUGAUUGCCACAACGCCUGAGAUGUUCCGUGGAAUCCUCAAGAUUCGCGUCGGUUGGGUGCUCGAGGCGAUGAGGCUGUACUUGCACAUUUCCAAUUCAGCCCAGGGAACUGAUCUGGAGAAUCUGUCUCCCUACGAAGUGCGCCAAUUGCUCCAUCACGUUCUCACCGUGAGACAGUGGGCACUGGAUGAGAAUUUAUCCACUCUGCAGCGGCGCCAGCUCGAGGGGUGUCUCUGUCGGGUGCCAGAUCAAUUCUACAACUGGGUCUGGGAUGUGCUGCAGCGAACUCCUGAAGGUCUUCACGUGCAGGGACAUCACUUGCCCGCCAGUCCCACACUCACGAGCAUGAGUCGUAGCGAGUUGUCCUUCUCGCUGCUCGUGGAAGAGACUCUGAUUCACAUUGAGCUGCCCGAGAGGCGGCAAUUGACUGUGGAAUUGCUGGGCAUUGUGGCGAAGAUCCUCAGUCGGAAUCCUGAGUUGCAGUUUCAGCAGGUUUUGGAUCUGGAUCAAUUGCUGGAGGGCGCCUUCAUCAUGUACUGCAAGGACAACAAGAAGGAGAUCUCCAAAGACAUCUCUCCGCUGUACUCCCUGAGCUACUCAGAGACCACAGGCUAUCUGGCGAGAGCUGCGGUGAACACGGUGCUGCAGGGUGGCGCCCUGACCCCAUCCAUGAGUGAUGAAAUGUGCAAAGUAUCCUAAUGUCUCGGUUGAGCAUUAUCUGUUAGCGUUUUACUAUGUUGUCUGUUCUCGAAAGUUUUAUCAAAUUUAGAAAGUGAAGAAAGGCAAAAAUCUGCAAAAAUCA